CCCAAUUUAUCUCUGACAGUGACGGUAUUUUAUUGACAAUUAAUUAAUUCAUAAAAAUACAGAUGUGAAUAUUUUUUGUACAUACACUUCUCUGUGCGGGCACGAUGUUGGCCAUAUUGGUUUGUUAAAAAUAUAUAUGAUGCAUCGCUGCGUAUACACGCUCAUCAGUGGAAGCGUGACGGAAAGUAGGAAAUAGCUGGAGUACUUGUAAUGUGUAUCUUUUUACAUAAAAGGUAGUACCGGACAGAGCACAUUAAUAACUAGAUUGUUCCGAACAUCCUACGCCCAUGGGUGUCAAUGGAAUAGUAAUGCCAUCGGAAACAUUUCUUUACGAUACGGAUAAUACUACCCUGAGGCAUCGAAUACUGAUCAAGUUCUCCACCUCGAUCAUCUCUGAUAUUUCACGAAAGGGGAUGCAUUCAAAAUGUCACCAGCAGCUCGUGAUGAAUUUGUUCUGUUUAUGCUCAGAUUGAGGUUAUGAAACUGAAGAACUGUGAAGAAACGGCUUGACAAUAAUUGUGUCGUCAGGCAGAGGCUCGUCACUGGUGAUCGAUCCAUUACCUCAGGCUGAAUCUUCCUAAGAACAGGUAAUUGGCCAGUGUACAUCUGUAUCAUGAUGAUUAUGUGCUGGGUAAAACCUUGAUUAAGAACUUGUAGCGCAAGGCUAGGACAGCAUGAGUCGAUUAGCAAUUGGUUGAGAACAGUUGCAUUCUGUUUUGGGUUUGCAAUACAAGUUAGCCAGUAAACAGAGAACAUGGUACAUCCUUUCUUAGAAAAUGACGUCUGGUGUUACUGGCUCGUUUCGGCCGGAGCAUUGCUGUCUUUUGUCGGUCUCGUUGUAGCUUGUAUCUGCAGCUGUCGAAGAAAUGAGAAUAAGAGCGAGUUUCUGGGGCUUGCAGGUAUGGUAACGAUCACCCAUUCUGAUAGUGAAGGUUUUAACAGGCUACCGACGUCGGAUGUCUCCCAACUUGUUUCACAAGACUCCACAGAUGCUGGAAAAAGAUCAACAAGCAGCGCUAACAGAAGUCUUCCGGAUAUUCCUAAGGAUAGAAGUGCCAAUCAAGAAAACAGAAUUACAUCGAAUCCUCAAGAUGCCAUUUAUGAAGUGACAGAGACUGCUGGGGAUCCAUUAGAACUUUAUGCUACGGUGAAAGAAAAAGGUGAUGCACGGAAAACCGAGCAAGAAGCACAGGACACCUCCCAAGAAAGCACUCUGUUACAAAAUGACAGCGUAUCUCCUUACGCGAGGCUCAAGAGUCCUGACAGAAGCAAUGAUGAACAUCCUUAUGCACAACUUCAAAAUAUUCAAAAGACUGAUGGUGAUCAACCAACUAGAAGUACUGCCACCCAUGCAAUGGAUAGUAACAAGCCAUCUACGUCAAAUAGCCAGCCAAGUGUAAAUCCAGUCGCUCCUCCAAGAACCCGAAAGUCAUCGUCACAAAAUUCACUACUAACAGUGGAACCUGUGUCCGAUAUUCAAGCUGCUACAGCUAUCAGCGGAGGUGUCCAUGCCAAUCAAGAUUUACCUUACAUGACACCACCAAUACUGAUGCCUCUGCCUCAGCCUCCGCAGCCUCAACACGGUAGCAGUCCUCAGCAACAUUUCAGCGGAGACUCUCAGGACUCAAAGGGCUACACGAGUAUCAGUGUAAGAGAACCUUUGGCAAAUAUACUAGCACAAACUAAAGCGGCACAUCAGCAGCGACACGCAACACGAGCUCUCACCGAUCCACAUUAUGCUACAGUAUCGGAUGACUCAGACGAGAUGUAUGCUGCCAUCGAUGAACAAGAAAAGGUGUACACCAGUGGUAGUGAAACUUAUGCUCAGAUCCAACCAAUGACAGCAGACCCAGUCCGAGUUGUCCAAACUGAACAUCCAAGUACCAGCCAACCCCUACGAGUUGAUGAAUCCCAUGUGGCUGCUCCUCAACCACCCAGUGUCGACAGUCUACGCCACGUAGCCCAUGCUCACUCUAGACAAGCGUCAUCUUCAAGUGCCACCAGCUCCGUAGCCAACCUGGGCUCCCCGAAGCCAGAGAAACGUCAAGCCAAUUCUCCGUUACCACCACCUCCGGAGGGAACAUCAGACAUGUAUGCUCUGAUCGACAAGCGCAAAACCGACGACCGAUCGCGAUCUAGCGUCUCCUCGGGGAAGUCCCUGGAGGACAUGUACGCGAAGGUCAUCAAGAAGAAGAAGGAGCUGGAAGAUGGAACCCUGGACGGCCAGACGAGCACUAGCACGACUUCCAGUACGGACGUGUCUUCCUUCCCCUGCAGGAAGCUCAGUCUCGUGGAAAUCAGUCGCGCCUCCUGGAGCAGCCACGACUCCGUGGAGAUCCAGAAAAGGGAGCCCGAGCCCCUGCAGCACUCCAACGCCCUGAGUUCCCAGGGUGUCGCCGGAGUGGAGGUCGUCGACCAGGACCAGCCAGCGGCCCCGAGGAAGUGUGACCUCACGGCUCGUCGCCUGAGCCUCGAGCUGGACCACGGAUACGAGGCGGUGAGCUCGAGUCGCAUGAGCAUUCCCAUAACCAGGUCCAUUUCUAGGAACGAUCCUAACUACGAGGUGCUACGGCCUCAGUACUCCAAGGACGAGCACCAGGUCGGCUCCUCCGCUGCCAGGAACGGCGAUUUGCUGGCGAUGUACUCGACCUCCUUGAAGCACCGCCAGACCAGCAACGCGAGCAGCGAGGACCCGGGUUACGAGAGGGUAAGGCUUCGCAGGAGAGUCGACCUGGACCUGGACACGGACUCGGAGCCGAACUACGAGAGCAUGCCCCAUGACCCUGGAGAGCCCAACUACGCCUCCGUGUGCCGACCUGGGGACAGCGAUACGGACCCCAACUACGAGUCCGUCAGCCAUGGGGAUCCGAAUUACGAGAGUGUCAAGUACAUGAGUCUGGCGCAAACCGAGGAUCCUCCUUACGAACAAGUCAAUAGCUACAAACCCGAUAACCCGGACGGCUACGAGAAGGUGAAACGAGCCAGGAACGUCGAUCCUGAUUACGAAAAGAUCAAUCGGAAUUACGUCGAGAAAAAGGUCGACAAUGGCGACACCGACGAGGAGCAGUACGUCCAGGUCUAGGGGGGCGAGUCUCACGUUAUCGGUUAUGUUUAGAAUUGUCUAUAAAUUGAGAAUUGGUUAAGGAAGCGCUCUAGGUAUCUCGAUACGUUAGGGACGCGUCAAAUUGUGCCGAAGAGGAAGUGCGACUCUAGGUGUAUCUUGAUAUGUCGAAUUUUUUAAGACUUCCGGUGCGAAGUUUACGUUACCGCGAGACCGUUGAAUCGCUUAUUGUGCAUUCGACAUGUUCGACGUUCGCGGGGAGCUACGUUGUUGACGGGUACGGUUUAAUUGGCCAAAUGCAUUUCUACCGAAUUACGAUAACACGAAUAAGACUGAGAAACGUUUAUUAACGAGGAUAGUAUACGAGAGCUGCGUUAUGAUUCGAAUUAUCGGACCUUGUUAGACCCGCCGAUCGGUUAUACUCGGUCGUAAGGUAGUAUUAGACUCGGCUAAUACUUCAUGUUGACUACUCUCGACGAGUAGUAUUGUAGGAAGGGAUAGAGAGAGAUUAAUUUUAACGCCGUAAGUACCGCCGAGAGACUCCAGGAAAUGAUUUAUCCGGCUCGGCCCACUUUGCAACGUCGCGUGAACGGAAUAUCGCUGCCACUGUAAAUAACAAUAUAUAUACAUAUAUAUAUACACGCGCAUAUUUAUAUAUGUAUAUACUAUAUAUAUAUUUUCUUUUUCGCAGCGUAUAUUUUGCGCGGAUGUUGAGGCUAAGUUAUUUUUUAUUUAUUUAUUCGCGAGGCAUUCCACGAGGGCGAGCUGACGAGAGCGUGGAUGCGGAAUGAGAGGAGACUCGAGUUUUACGAUUUUUCUUUUUAUUAAGGAAGUUAAUGCAAUCGGCGGGCCGUUUAUACUCGGAAUUUGAACUGUUGGGAACGCGAACUCGCAGACGCGUGUCGGCUCGAGGCUUUCCCCAGGACGGUUAUCAGCUGGCCCGUGUUAUCACGAUCUAGCUUUACGAAUUGGUGCAAUUUUCGAGCGUGGGAUCGCGCGGCUCGGCCGCGCGAGACCGAGGCUUGCGAUUAGUAUUUAAGUUGCCUUUAAGUACGAAAUGAAAUAUUUUUCUACGCCACGGCAUUUAGACAGUAAGACUGCAAGAUGCGACGUAACGAGGGGAAGAGAGAGAGGGAGACGGGGGGGACCGGUGAAAAAUAAUUGCGUUCGGUACAUCGAACUUUCCUUCUCAAUUUCUAUUUCUCACGCCUUUACCGAGGGCUUAGAAGAGACGUUAAAAAAUAAUCCAUCCCUGGUAGGCGGUAUUUUUUGUAACGAACUCGUGCUUUGAUAACGCGGCGUAUUUGUUGUUUAUAUCGCAUGGAUGUUAACUAACGCUGUUAGCCGUAGCUACCGAACCUGGUGAUCGGACGUCGGUCCUGUGAUAAUGAGAUGAUAAUUCGCCAGAGACUCGGAUUAGUGUAAAAGUGCCAGGACGCCGUGUCGCGUGUCUCCAAAUUCGAAAUGUAUCCAGGAAUUGAUCACGUAUCGACGUUAAAAGUAUUUACGGUAGUAUGAAAAACUAAUGAAAUGUUUAUAAACAAGUUGUAACAAAAAAAUAUGAAAUUUCAUGGGUGUCAGGACCUUUCUUAGGGCUUCUGUAUUAACGUGGUGAUGUUAUAAAUGAUUCGGGAUAUCCAGCUCGGAAUGAAAAACGUCACGCUGCCGUUUGUAGACGUAGGACUUGUAUUUCGAAUCUGGAGAUUUAUGGAGGUCGUCUACGAGGAAGCUUACGUGUCAAGCUGGUUCCACGGUGGCGAGGAAUCGAAGAUUUACGUUAAUUAUCCUCGACGUUCUGUAUCCGAAGGGAGCCUGGAAAGUAAUUAGGCGGGAGGAUGUAGAUACACGUUUCGGUAAUGCGUUUUCCACCUAACUUGUCAUUUAUACGCACUGUCCACGUGUACAUACCACGAUAUUUUAUAUCAAUAGACCCAUUGAUACUGGCUA
Molecule: messenger RNA, 5008 nt
Organism: Orussus abietinus
Lineage: Eukaryota; Metazoa; Arthropoda; Insecta; Hymenoptera; Orussidae
Exons: 11
Coding region: 755-3082 (775 amino acids)
Source: RefSeq, a predicted model, not a curated record